AUGGCUGAUGAUGAUGAUUACCAAGAGAUGGAGGAUGAUUUCGGAGAUGACGAUGAUAUGGUCGAUGCCGACAUGGAACAAAAUGAAGAAGAUGAUGGCCACGAACGUGUAGACAUAAUUGAUGCUGAUAAAGGAACCGCUUCUCAAGACCGGGUUACCACUCCUUUUAUGACAAAGUAUGAAAGAGCUAGAGUUCUUGGUACCCGUGCUCUUCAAAUAGCAAUGGGGGCACCUGUUAUGGUUGAAUUAGAAGGAGAAACUGAUCCAUUAGAGAUAGCUAGAAAAGAGUUAAAGCAUCGUCGCAUUCCUAUCAUUGUUCGUCGGUAUUUGCCCGACGGCUCUUUCGAAGACUGGGGAGUCGACCAGCUUUAUGUUACCGAUUGGUAG
Molecule: messenger RNA, 387 nt
Organism: Auanema sp. JU1783
Lineage: Eukaryota; Metazoa; Nematoda; Chromadorea; Rhabditida; Rhabditidae
Source: the annotation of a GenBank genome assembly